AUGUCUCUCGAGAAUCGCGUACAGAAAGCUCUUGUUCUAGAGUCACCCAAGACACCUUUCGUCCUGAAGACUGUGCCCAUUCCAAAGCCUGGUCCUGGCGAAGUUCUCGUCAAGAUCAUAGCAUCUGGGUUGAACCCAGUUGAUUGGUUCAUACAAUCUCGCGAUCUCUUCGCUCCAAAUACUCCUUACCCAGCGAUUAUUGGAUUGGACAUGGCAGGCGACGUCGAGGAAGUUGGUGAAGGCGUGAAAGAAAUUUCUAAAGGAGAUCGAGUAUUCCUUGAACCCAAGCUGAACUCUAACGAGUAUGCUUCUCAUCAGCAAUAUGCUCUUGCUCCGGUCGAGUUCUUGGGCAAGAUUCCCGACAACUUAAGUUACGGUCAAGCAGCCUGUGUUCCGCUCACGUUCAGCACUGCCGUAUAUGGGUUACUUCCCGCACACCCGGUCGGUAUGGGCCUCAACCCAACUUUCGACGACACAGUCUCAUAUCCGAAGGAAAUCGCCCUUGUGAUUGGAGGUUCGACUUCCGUUGGUCAAUAUGCCAUUCAAAUCCUGAAAUAUCUUGGUUUCGGUACUAUCAUUGUCUACGCAUCCACCAAACAUACGGAAUACCUCAAAUCCCUCGGUGCGACACACUUCAUCGACCGUAACGAGAUAUCUUUCGCCGACCUUCCUGCUGCCUUGCCGAAAGUCUGUUCCCAACCCAUCAAGAUCAUCUACACUGCAGUGACUUCGCCCGAGGCUCAGAACGCUGCUUAUGCAUGUCUUGCCGACGAUGGAAAACUUGCUAUCGCGACUCCUCGUAUAGUUUCUUGGGGAGAUGCAGAAGUAACUACAAAGAAGGUUUAUGGUGUGUUCGGAGGGCCACAUAUACCCCCAAACAGGGAGUUUGGCGUCACAUUGUGGAAGCAUCUUCCAAGAUUGUUGGAACGUGGCGUUUUUGUGCCUAAUCGGAUCGAAGAAAUCCCCAAGGGACUUUCUGGAAUUGUUGAUGGGGUGAAGAAAUACGAGAAGGGUGAGGUCAAUGGAAUAAAGCUUAUCGUAUACCCACAAGACACACCCGCUUAGAUCCUGAGCGUACGGUAAUGAUAGCAUCGUAUCACGGAUCAUGCUUAUUUUCCUCGAUAUUCGUAGUCCGGCAAAUCAAAUGUUUCCUCUUACCACUCCAAUUCCUAAAAGACGUAUAUGUGCUGUGCAAUAACUUGAACGGUAUGCAUUCCCGGUCCGCAAUC
Messenger RNA from Lentinula edodes (shiitake mushroom), 1229 nucleotides. Its product is annotated as chaperonin 10-like protein. The transcript is spliced from 5 exons. The coding region runs from base 1 to 1065 and encodes 354 amino acids. The record is from RefSeq and is a predicted model, not a curated record. Lineage: Eukaryota; Fungi; Basidiomycota; Agaricomycetes; Agaricales; Omphalotaceae. Gene Ontology annotation, molecular function: oxidoreductase activity, acting on NAD(P)H.